This is a messenger RNA of Athene cunicularia (burrowing owl), 4404 nucleotides long. It is a transcript of the gene TRPC7, whose product is annotated as transient receptor potential cation channel subfamily C member 7. Gene Ontology annotation, molecular function: inositol 1,4,5 trisphosphate binding; store-operated calcium channel activity; protein binding. Gene Ontology annotation, cellular component: membrane; cation channel complex. Bases 273 to 2861 code for a protein of 862 amino acids. The transcript is spliced from 13 exons. Gene Ontology annotation, biological process: calcium ion transmembrane transport; manganese ion transport; regulation of cytosolic calcium ion concentration. The record is from RefSeq and is a predicted model, not a curated record. NCBI's taxonomy places the organism in Eukaryota, Metazoa, Chordata, Aves, Strigiformes, Strigidae.
UAAUCAGUGCCCUCACUUCACCCAGUGCUGUGAGGGGGUGGGAGAGGGAGAACUUGGGGGCAAAUCAGCAUCCUGCCAUCCUCUCGCGCGUGCUGCUCCAAGAGCCCUGCGCUGCCUCCCACCGCCAUCUCUCCAAGCAGAGGGUUUCCUCCAGGCUUAAACUCCCGGAGACACGCCAGGUGAGGCGGGCUGGUGUUCUUUGUAAUUGUAACGGGGUGCGUGAUGAGGUGGGGAUCCCCGCGUCCAGGCUGAGAAACAGCAAUUACAAAACCAUGCAUCGAAGGCACACAACCCUUCGGGAGAAGGGCCGGAGGCAGGCCAUCCGGGGCCCAGCCUACAUGUUCAACGAGAAAGGCACCAGCCUGACUGCAGAAGAGGAACGCUUUCUCGAUUCUGCAGAAUAUGGCAACAUUCCUGUUGUGCGAAAAAUGCUGGAGGAAUCCAAAACCUUGAACUUUAAUUGUGUUGAUUAUAUGGGACAAAACGCCCUUCAAUUAGCUGUAGGGAAUGAGCAUCUGGAAGUGACAGAGCUCCUCCUCAAAAAGGAGAAUCUCGCUCGAGUUGGAGAUGCGCUUUUAUUAGCCAUCAGUAAAGGAUACGUGCGCAUUGUAGAAGCAAUAUUGAACCAUCCAGCCUUUGCACAAGGACAGCGUCUCACGCUCAGCCCCCUUGAGCAGGAACUGAGAGAUGAUGAUUUUUACGCUUAUGAUGAAGAUGGAACUCGGUUCUCCCAUGACAUUACCCCUAUCAUACUUGCUGCCCACUGCCAGGAGUAUGAAAUUGUUCACAUCUUACUUCUAAAAGGCGCGCGGAUUGAAAGGCCACAUGACUAUUUUUGCAAGUGCAAUGAAUGUAUUGAGAAGCAGAGGAAAGAUUCCUUUAGUCACUCUCGAUCGAGAAUGAAUGCCUACAAAGGAUUAGCCAGUGCUGCUUAUUUGUCUCUUUCCAGUGAAGACCCUGUCCUUACUGCUUUAGAGCUAAGCAAUGAAUUGGCCAGGCUAGCCAACAUUGAAACUGAAUUUAAGAAUGAUUACAGGAAGCUCUCUAUGCAAUGCAAGGACUUUGUCGUGGGAGUGCUGGACCUGUGCAGAGACACCGAAGAAGUAGAGGCUAUUCUGAACGGGGAUGUGAACAUACAUUUGUGCCCUGAGCACCACCGGCCGAGUCUGAGCAGGAUUAAACUUGCUAUUAAAUACGAGGUCAAAAAGUUUGUUGCUCACCCUAACUGCCAGCAGCAAUUGCUCACCAUGUGGUAUGAAAACCUCUCAGGCUUACGGCAACAAUCUAUAGCCGUGAAGUUCUUGGCUGUCUUUGGGGUCUCCAUUGGCCUGCCCUUCCUCGCCAUAGCCUACUGGAUCGCUCCCUGCAGCAAGUUGGGCCGGACCCUCCGAAGUCCUUUCAUGAAGUUUGUGGCACAUGCAGUUUCUUUCACAAUCUUCCUUGGACUGUUAGUAGUGAACGCUUCGGAUCGGUUUGAAGGAGUAAAAAAUCUCCCCAAUGAGACCAUCACGGAUCAUCCAAAACAAAUAUUUAGAGUGAAAACAACUCAGUUCUCAUGGACAGAAUUGCUGAUCAUGAAGUGGGUAUUGGGCAUGAUAUGGUCAGAGUGCAAGGAGAUCUGGGAAGAGGGUCCACGCGAAUACGUGGUGCAUCUCUGGAACCUGCUGGACUUUGGGAUGCUGUCCAUCUUCGUGGCAUCGUUCACCGCCAGGUUCAUGGCUUUUCUCAAAGCGACUGAAGCACAACAGUACGUAGAUCAGUACGUUCAAGAUGAUGACCUCAAUAAUGUCACCCUUCCCCCUGAAGUUGCUUACUUUACUUAUGCCAGGAACAAGUGGCUUCCCUCGGAUCCUCAGAUCAUUUCAGAAGGACUGUAUGCAAUAGCUGUGGUACUCAGCUUCUCCCGCAUUGCUUACAUUCUUCCAGCCAACGAAAGCUUCGGCCCCCUGCAGAUCUCUCUGGGGAGGACUGUGAAGGAUAUCUUCAAGUUCAUGGUCAUCUUCAUCAUGGUGUUCCUGGCCUUCAUGAUUGGAAUGUUCAACCUUUACUCUUACUACCUUGGUGCAAAAUACAACCCUGCGUUUACAACGGUAGAAGAAAGUUUUAAAACCUUAUUCUGGUCAAUAUUUGGCUUAUCUGAAGUGAUAUCUGUGGUGCUGAAGUACGAUCAUAAAUUCAUUGAGAAUAUUGGAUAUGUACUCUAUGGAGUAUAUAACGUGACUAUGGUGGUGGUGCUGCUUAAUAUGCUAAUAGCCAUGAUCAACAACUCCUAUCAGGAAAUUGAGGAGGAUGCAGAUGUGGAGUGGAAGUUUGCACGUGCAAAGCUCUGGCUGUCCUACUUUGACGAAGGAAGGACUUUACCUGCUCCUUUUAAUCUAGUGCCAAGCCCUAAAUCAUUUUAUUAUCUCAUACUGAGAAUAAAAAUGUGCCUCAUAAAACUCUGCAAAUCUAAGGCCAAAAACUGUGAAAAUGACCUUGAGAUGGGGAUGUUGAAUUCCAAACAACGGAAAGUUCGUUUUCACUCUAGCACUCGAAAUACAGAAAAUUUUUCUGGGAAGAAUGCUUAUAACAAGCCCACAAGAUAUCAGGUGACAACCCUACCUCCCUCUGGAUUCUACUACCUUGGCCAUCUUCAACACACCAAAAUAAUGAAACGUCUGAUUAAGCGGUAUGUACUGAAGGCUCAGGUUGACCGAGAAAAUGAUGAGGUCAAUGAAGGAGAACUUAAAGAGAUUAAACAAGAUAUUUCCAGUCUCCGCUACGAACUCUUAGAGGAAAAGUCACAAGCUACUGGCGAGCUGGCAAGACUAAUACAGCAGCUGAGCGACAAAUUUGGGAAGAACUUAAAUAAGGACAUUUGAUGGUGAACAUAGAAAAAGGCAACAGGUUGUCUAAACAUUAUUCAAUCUCAACCAGCAUCUUAGGAGGGCAAAAACCAUGCAAAAGAUGGGUAAUGCACACUCAGCUUUUGCUCACUAGCAAGUCUUGGUAGGAGCACGUUGUGUUACUGCUGUGCUUGGUGAGCUACCAGUUAAAGCUUUUAUGAUGCAAAAGUGACUUACUGGUAAAAAUAUACGCCCUUUGACAUCAGAAAUAGAUGCACCAUAGGGAAGGCACCUCUAGUUAAAGGCAAAAAAAGCCAGAUCUUCACCCAUCUGACUCCAGUGAAGACAAUGCAACCGGGCUCGUUUAUACCAAUAGAGACUGUACUGGUCAGAAUUGGGUGAAGCCUGAAGAAAAAAUGUGCCAAGUAUAUUCCUUACAAAAAUUUUUAAAAUUCCUAUCCUUGGGUGUGUAUUCUCCUUUUAUGUUUACACAGGCAUCCAUGAAGAUAACUUUGCACAGCACUGUGUUUAAUGGGUUAAUAAGCAAAUGAGAAAUCAUCUGCUGAAAUGACUGAGGGAAAGGGUGGCAGGUAGAGGUCACCUACCUUUUAGACUGUAUGACAGCGUCGGAAAAAAUGAACCAAGCUUGUUGGGUAAAGCAUCCAUCUGCUAGAACCUGAUAAAGGGAUUCCCAGCCAAAAACUCCUCUCCGCCUUUUCCAGCUCUAUUAGCUAGUCCACUAGUGGAUACGGUCUCUUUGUACACACCUAGCCUCUCUUUUGUCCUCAGAUAAUCCCAGCUUCAACAAUGGCCUACUGAAAUAUUCAUAAUGAUGCGAAACUCACUUCCCAGGAAUGCCCAGAAAUAACAUAUAUUGUGCUAAUGGGUUCAAAGAACAACAUUAAUCCGGCGACAGCGACGCAACAGAGCUCAGCUUUUGGAUUCCAGAGGUAAAAGAGCGAGCCAUAGGGUGAGAUAAAUCACAGAGAGCACAGCCCAGUAGUUUCACACCUUAAAAUCAGGACAAAAAGGUUUCAAUUCCACUGAGAACAUUCUGACAAAUAAAAAAAAAAGGAAAAAUGGUUGUCAAAAUUACUUAUGUGUUUGGCUCUCACAGAGGACCAGGAAGGGAUUAAAACUGUUUUAAAGGCUGCACUUUUAUGACUGGGAAGUGGUGAAUCUGCACGACACAAGUACAGACUUGGAUUGCUUGGGCUUUUAUGUUUGGCUCCAUGAUUUCAACUACUUAAAGCACACCUUACUACUUGGGAACCACUGAACUGUACUGUUUGUUUACAAGAGACACCUGUAAGAUGGACAUUACAUUUAGGCGUCAGCUGAGAAAAACAAGCAGAACCAGAAGGUGACCUGUGAUCAGUUCUUAAGUGCCAGAUGAGAAUACAGAUAGCCUAAUAGAAUAAUAGUUAUAUUUGUACAAAAAAAAAAAAAAAAAAAAAAAAAAAAAAAAAAAGUGUACCGUACGUAGGUCUGUUUAGAGAAAAGCAAAAUACUGUAUUUUUACCUUUAAUAUGAUUAUCUUGUAUACUGUAAUAUUUUUACCUAAAAAUGGGAAAAGAAA